Zeugodacus cucurbitae (melon fly) is the source of this 1826-nucleotide messenger RNA. RefSeq names its product WASH complex subunit 1 (gene wash). The coding region runs from base 12 to 1550 and encodes 512 amino acids. Gene Ontology annotation, biological process: Arp2/3 complex-mediated actin nucleation; exocytosis; retrograde transport, endosome to Golgi. NCBI's taxonomy places the organism in Eukaryota, Metazoa, Arthropoda, Insecta, Diptera, Tephritidae. The transcript has a single exon. Gene Ontology annotation, cellular component: WASH complex; recycling endosome; early endosome. Gene Ontology annotation, molecular function: gamma-tubulin binding; alpha-tubulin binding. The record is from RefSeq and is a predicted model, not a curated record.
UAAAGUUUGCAAUGUAUACAGUGCCUGUGAUACCGCCCGAUCUACGUCAUGAAGAAACAAUCAUCCAAGCAGCCAUAGCGCUCAGUUGUCUACAAAAAACAAUAAAUUCUGUCUUUGACUGCAUUGAUAAUCGUACCCAACGUAAUAAUGCAAAAGUGCAAGAGUUGAGUGCACGGGUUGGACGGGCACAAGCGAAAAUACGGAGUUUAGUCGGCACAAAAAAGGCAAUCAAAAUUUACGCUCCAGCUCGCUUUCCAUCAACCCAAGUUUUUCAUGACAUACCACAAACUUUUGGUAACUCAAAAACAAUGUUAGAUGAACAUGUAAAAAAUCAAAACAAUGAAAAACAACAACAAAAUUAUGAAGUGCUUAGCCGUAUAGAUGCACCUGCAACUCAAGCAUUGCAGGAAAAGUUGGUUUUCUUUCAUGUACGUUAUAAGGAUAUGAAUGAAUCAUUUUCCGGACACAGUGUAACUGCCAACAAACUACAUGUGAAUAAAAGCAUUGGUAUGGGUAUUGUUCCAGAAAAAUUACGAUCAGUAUCCUCUUUGUUGCACUGCAAUGGCAGUGAAAUGGUUUACAGUCAAGAAAAUGGUGAAAAGGAGACAUGGAAAAAAGCAAAGCUCUUUAAAUUACAACGUCAACGACAAGAUAACUUAGAAUUGAAACAUCUUUUAGAACCAGCUCCCUAUUCGUUGGCACAUCGCAAUCAAAAAACAAAUUCUUUUGGUGGUCUACGCUACACACCACGACUGAAUGAGGCACCGGAAAUAGAUUUGCCACUUGACUUGCCCGAUUUACCAGGUAUUGCUGAUGAUAUACAGUUUGAAGGUAAAGAUCAUCAGCAAAUCGCGCCAUCAUUAUAUAUUGAAAAUUUACCCGAUCUACCGGAAUUAGAAGAGGCAGCUACAACGGAAGGAAAUAUUUCAAAAUCCAAUGAAGAACAUGAUAUUAAACAGAACCAUUCAAUGCAACCACCUACAGCAAACGCAGUCAUUGCUACAACUAUAGUAAAUGUAGCACAAGUAUCUGUGGCACCAGCGCCACCUCCACCGCCUCCUCCACCACCAUUACCACCGCCACAUGCAGUGGCAAAACCAAUGCAAACGAAUGCUGUAAAAGAAAAUUCGAAUUUACAAAACACAAACACCGAUAAUGCACGUAAUGAGCUAAUGGAUGCUAUACGCAAAGCGGGUGGUGCACGCGGUGGUCGUUUACGUGCUGCCGCUGCUGCUCCUGUCGAUGUGGUUGACAAUAGAUUAAGCACCAAAAAUUGUGAAGCCAAACCUGCAACAAACAAAAUUGGUGGCGGAGAUCUCAUGGCAGAUUUACACAAUAAAUUAUUAAUGCGUCGCAAAGGUAUUUCUGGUUCAAAAGACAAGGAAAAUAGUGACGGUGUUAAUACUGUGGGCAAAGCACUAAAAACUUCUACUGAUAAUCCAGUUAUGUCUCGUUUAUCGGCGCUAAUACCACCACCCACCGCCCGUAAAAACUCUGACGACGAUGACGACACCCAUGACGAGGACAAUGAUACUGAUUGGGUGGAAUAGCAAUGGCUUACUUGUAAUAAAAGUAGCAUAGUCACAUGCGUUGUGUAAUAGAGUUGAGCUCCUUCACUGCAUAAUUUUGAAGCCAAUUUUAAACCGCUUGUGCCUACGUUUAAAUUACGAAAUAUUAGAAUGUGUUAACUCAUAAAAUUUUAAAUAUGUUUGUACAUAUAAAUUUAUUUUUAAAAUUUAAAUUAACAUUCGGUAAAAAAUAAUAAAAAUUUUAUUAAAGUAAUACAUUUUAAACGUAUACAAAUAAAUCUAAUUAACUCAAUUUAU